AAAUUUGAAAGAAAUAUAAUUAUAUUUCUCUAUAUUUUAUAUACCUUUUCUCUUUUCCUUUAUAUAUUUCUCCCUAAAUUCAUGAACUAAAUAGAACCUUCACCAAUUGUAACACUAUCAUUAUCUUUGAUUGGCUGUCCUGUGUGAAACAAACUCAGCCGCCUUCAAGGUUUCAACACUUUAUAAAAAUUCCACUCCAUAUAGUCAAGCAACAAAAUUCAAGAGAGAGAGAGAGAGAGAGAGAGAAUGGAGAGAGAGUGUCAUCCUUUGUUAAGGGGAGGGAGGAGAGAAACUAAAUACAGUCCUGGGUUCUCUGCAGCAGAGAUGGAGACACUGGCUAGUGUAUGUGAGACAAUCAUACCACCCUUACCAUUGAAUUCCCUACAAGUCACUGAAAAGGAAGGCCAUACAAACAAGGCCAUUCAAUUCUUCCACAAAGCUUCUGGCUCUCAAAAUCCAGUCCCUGAAAAGGUGGCUGAGAUUGUAAUGAAAAGGGGAUUCAUAGAAGCUGUGAUCUUGCUGAGAGUGGUUUUGACUAUUCUAUCCACAAGGCUGGGGACAUUACUGCUUUGUGGGUCUCAUUGUUUUGGUGACAAAUGGCCAUUCAUCAACAAAUUCUCACAUAUCUCCGUGGAGAAGAGAGAGAAAGUCAUCCAGAAAUGGUUAAAGCAUUGGUUUUUAACACCCAUCAGACUUGCAUUUGUAUUUCUCAAGUUCUUAUGCCUCUACGUCUUCUUCUCCCAGGUUGGUGAAAAUUCAGAUAAUCCUACAUGGGAAGCCUUGGGGUAUCAAGUAGACACUACUGAGAACUUGUCCAAACACCAAAAGGAGAGACCACUUCAAAAAGGACUAGUAGAGACUAUAUACGAGAAUGAGUCAACCCUAGUCCAUUCCCUCACUCAGAAAGGCCUCAAAGUCACAGAAGACCCUAAAACUAACCUUUACAAAAUCAAAUGUGAUGUCGUAAUAGUUGGCUCCGGUUGUGGUGGAGGUGUCGCCGCUGCUGUUCUCGCAAGUUCUGGUCAGAAAGUCGUCGUUAUUGAGAAAGGGAACUACUUUCAUAGCAAAGAUUAUUCUUCAAUGGAAGGACCUUCCAUGGAUCAACUAUAUGAGAAAGGUGGGAUGCUAGCAACCCUUGAUGGGAAAAUGAUGAUCCUAGCUGGAUCGACGGUGGGUGGUGGUUCUGCUGUGAAUUGGUCAGCAUCUAUCAAAACACCCAAGUUUGUGCUAAAGGAAUGGGCAGAGACCCACAAAAUCCCACUCUUCUCAAGCCCUCAAUAUCUUUCUGCCAUGGAUGUAGUGUGUGAAAGAAUCGGUGUUAUGGAGAAAUGCAUACAGGAAGGGUUUCAGAAUCAAAUCCUCCGUAAAGGAUGUGAAAAACUUGGUCUGGAUGUCGAGGCAGUGCCACGAAACUCGACAGAGAAUCAUUACUGUGGUUCUUGCUGUUACGGAUGUAGAACAGGAAACAAACAGGGGACUGAUUCUACUUGGAUGGUUGACGCUGUGGAUCAUGGUGCAGUGAUCAUAACAGGAUGCAAAGCCGAGAGAUUCAUACUAGAAAAAAACAAGUCUAGAGGGAUAAGAGGAAAAAAAUGCUUGGGAGUGAUAGCAAACAGUCUAAAUAAAAGCAUCACAAAGAGACUGCAGAUUGAGGCCAAAGUAACAAUCUCUGCAUGUGGGUCCUUACUGACAGCCCCCCUAAUGAUCUCCAGUGGGUUAAAAAACCGCCACAUUGGCCGCAACCUUCAUCUCCACCCUGUUCUAAUGGCAUGGGGAUACUUUCCAGAGUCUAAUUCACAGCUCAAGGGGAAAAGCUUCGAGGGCGGAAUAAUCACCUCAGUACAUAAGGUGGUGUCGGAGGAGUUCAAUGUAAGAGCCAUUAUAGAAACUCCUGUAUUAGGGCCUGGACAAUUUGCUGCAUUAUGUCCUUGGGAGUCUGGAUAUGACAUAAAGAACAGGAUGCUUAAAUAUGGUAGAACUGCUCAUUUAUUUUCUAUGGUCAGAGACCAAGGCUCUGGGGAGGUUAAGCAUGAGGGAAGGAUAAGCUAUAAGUUUGAUGCAUUAGACAGGGAGAAUAUGAAGACAGGGUUGCGGCGAGCAUUGAAGAUUUUGGUAGCAGCUGGAGCGGUUGAGGUGGGCACGCAACAGAGUGAUGGGCAGAGAAUCAAAUGUAAAGGGAUUAGCAAAGAGGAUUUGGAGGAGUUUUUAGAUACAGUUUCAGCAGCUGGUGGGCCAAAAUCGAUGGUGGAAAACUGGACAACUUACUCCUCUGCCCAUCAAAUGGGGAGUUGUAGGAUGGGGAUCAAUGAAAAGGAAGGCGCGGUUGAUGAGAAUGGGGAGAGUUGGGAAGCACAAGGCCUAUUUGUAUGUGAUGCUAGUGUUCUUCCAAGUGCUGUUGGUGUCAACCCCAUGAUCACCAUCCAAUCAACUGCUUAUUGCCUCUCAAACAAGCUAGCCGAAUCUUUGGCAAAAGAAAAUGUUCUCUAAAUUAAAUAUAUUCUUCUUACUAUUUUUUUUCUCAAAGCCAAAGCCAUUUUAACUCACAUUAUUAUUGAAUCAUAAGGUUAGAAAGUGCAUGUCACAUUUUCUAUAUAUUAUUAUAUGAAUAAAAAUAAAUGAAAUAAAAAAAAAAAAGGUUGAAAAAUACUAGCAA
Messenger RNA from Camellia sinensis, 2653 nucleotides. It is a transcript of the gene FAO3, whose product is annotated as fatty alcohol oxidase 3. The record is from RefSeq and is a predicted model, not a curated record. Lineage: Eukaryota; Viridiplantae; Streptophyta; Magnoliopsida; Ericales; Theaceae. Gene Ontology annotation, molecular function: flavin adenine dinucleotide binding; long-chain-alcohol oxidase activity.